Molecule: messenger RNA, 4991 nt
Organism: Homalodisca vitripennis (glassy-winged sharpshooter)
Lineage: Eukaryota; Metazoa; Arthropoda; Insecta; Hemiptera; Cicadellidae
Product: calcium/calmodulin-dependent protein kinase kinase 2
Exons: 14
Coding region: 202-1755 (517 amino acids)
Biological process (GO): positive regulation of protein kinase activity; protein phosphorylation; intracellular signal transduction
Cellular component (GO): cytoplasm
Molecular function (GO): ATP binding; calmodulin binding; calcium/calmodulin-dependent protein kinase activity
Source: RefSeq, a predicted model, not a curated record
CGGACUAGUGCCAGUGCCAGUGCCGAGCCGAGGCCUUCUCAGUUCUCAGUACCUGCCCGACCGUCACCGAGGCCGUAGGCAGUCGGUGCGUCCUCUCCGCGUUUUUUUAGGUUGACUUGUGUUUUCUUUCCUCGAAUAUUUCUCGUGCUCGGAAUAGCUGCAACAGAAAUAAACGGUUUGGCUUCCUGGAGCCCUGAAUUCAUGGCAACGGUCAAAGCGGCAGCUACUUGUGGGUGGGUUGGCAACACUACCGCCUCCACGGUGAUUUCCUCAGCACCAUGCCGCAGGGGUGGCCGCCAUCCCAAAAUUGGUGAUAUUCCAAAACGAUCUGCAGUAGAAGAGGAGCUGCCUGUAGUUGAUCAAACCACGUAUCAAAAUGCAGCGGCCACGAAGAGCGCAGAGCGUCUGCUUCCAGUGGAAACUUCUGCGAGCGAAAAGGAGCAAGAUUUGGUGUCCGCGGCGGCAGGCAUUUCUCUGGGCCAUACCCAGAGGCCUAUCUACCCGAAUGUGCCCUUCUCGCCCUAUUCAUCUCCUAGAUGUGCCCGACGUCGGACACCACUCAAGGAGAGCAGGAGAGUCAGCAUCGACAAGUCCGGAAGCUUCUUACAACUCAACCAAUACCGGCUUAUGGAUUCAAUAGGACAAGGAUCCUUCAGUCUCGUGAAACUUGCCUACAACGAAGAAGACGACACACAUUAUGCAAUGAAAAUUCUAUCCAAAAAGAAACUGUUGAAAAAAGCAGGAAUUUUCGGACGAAAUGCUCCCAACAGGAAAGGAGCAAAUCCGUUGGACCGUGUAUACCGAGAAAUUGCUGUACUCAAAAAGCUUGAUCAUCCUAAUGUCGUGAAACUCAUAGAAGUGCUUGAUGACCCUUCGGAAGACCAUCUGUACUUAGUGUUCGAGCUGUUAGAGCGAGGCGAAGUACUCCAACUGCCCACAGAAAACCCUCUCAGUGAGCUCCAGGCUUGGGCAUACUUCAGGGACACGAUUCUAGGGCUUGAAUAUUUACAUUUCCAAAGGAUCAUUCAUAGAGAUAUAAAGCCAGCCAACUUGCUGCUGGGGGAAGAUGGACAUGUGCAGAUAGCAGACUUGGGUGUAUGUAAUGAGUUCUCUGGGCCAGACGCAACCCUCAGUAACACUGCUGGCACCCCUGCAUUCACUGCCCCAGAGGCAAUAUCUGACAGCAACUUUAGUGGAAAGGCAUCUGAUAUCUGGUCUCUAGGAGUCACCCUGUUCUCGUUUGUCUAUGGACAAGUCCCCUUUUCCGCAGAGACUGUGCCUGCUCUCUAUCACACAAUACAGAAUCAACCUUUAAUUUUUCCACCAAAGCCUUCAGUUUCACCAGAACUUAGAGACCUUAUUGUGAAAAUGCUUAAAAAAGAUCCACUUGAAAGAAUAACAUUACAGGAUAUUAAGGUUCACCCAUGGGUGACUAAGCAUGGUGAACAUCCUCUUGCCUCAGAAGCUGACAACUGUCAACUAGUUGAGAUCACAGAAGAAGAUGUCCGCAAAGUUGUCACUUCCAUUCCCAAGUUGGACACACUUAUCCUCAUCAAAACCAUGCUCAAGAAACACUCAUUUCAGAAUCCAUUUCUUGGUGACUCGCUAGUUCGUAAGUUCCAGAAGAACGGAAGAUCACAUUCCGCACCUGGCUCCUAUGAUUGGCCAAACAAUAGAGCCAUGUCCUCGGAGACAUCUCUGUCUGCAGUAACCGAGGCCAUGUCGUCUGAGGCUCAUACCCCUGACAGAGCAUAGUCCUCAUGGAUCUGCCUUUUCAUCCCACCGCUCUACAAUCAAAACCAAAUGUCAUCAAAGCUUCUAAUGAAUAGAUUUUACCAUGUCGAUUGUUACUUGUUUCAAAUUUCUAAUCGCUUGUUUUAUUGUCUGGGACCAAAAUUGUAUAUUUCAAACAAAACUUGCGUUUCUAUGUUAUGAAAUUAACUCUUUGCCUUACUUAUAGUGUGUGUUUAAUAGAUAUUUUGAAUGUUUUGGUGUAUAAUGAUAAUUUUCAUGCACUUUAACAACUCUUGAGGUUAAGUUUUAAACUUUUGGUGGUUAUAGACUUAGUGGCUUCAAUUGUCUGUAUGUGAAUUUUGGUCUGUACAUUUGUGUGUUUGUGUGUGCGAGUUUUUAUUGUUAUGACUUUGUUUAAUGUAGAGCUGACCAUACAAUAAUUGUUACUGUGAUAAACAAAUAUCUUUUUGUUUCAUUAGUCUAUGAGAUUGAUAUGCCUUUGGUGAAGUUGCUGUGAAUUGUCUGUAAUAAUAACAGUCCAAGAAAUGUCAUACUGUGUUUGAAAGCACCUUUACCUCAGAAGAUUUGGAAUGGUUAUGAACAUCAGAAUCAAUGCCUCCUCCAGCCACUGUUUUAACAAGGACAACUGAGUGGUUGGUAGAAAGAUUGGCAAAAUACUGCAUUCAAGUACUGACAGCGAUUUUAAGUAAAAUAAUAAUUCAUAAUCGAGCUCAAUAUAAAGUCUUCAAAGGCUAGUUCAUAGUUGAUUAUUCAAAGUUCUUGUAGGUUGUAUUGUUCCAAGUUAGAUAGUAAAUACUGUAUUAUGUGAGAAGCUUAACUUCGUUAUUAUAAUGUAUAUGUACCUGCCUGAGAAGUUACGGGGAGGAGGCUAUGUGAUUAUUCUAUUUAUAACUAAUUAUGCCUCUAGGACUGACUAAUAAAACUAAUGAAAUGUUAUUGUACAUCUCUUUUAGAUUUAAACACUUUUUUCCUUCUACCCACAGUAGCUCACACUUAGUGUUUUUCUCUUAAUAUUUUAAACUAAACAUUCAAAGAUAUAUUUCAUUACAUCUACAAAUGGAUAUGUAAUCAUUUAUAUAAAAAACAAAUCAAAAGUGUAGAAUAGCUACAUUUAGUACAGUAAAUGAAAAAAAUAAAAGUUGUAAGUUUUUGUGUUGCAAAUAAUUAAAACUUUUCUAAAAUCCAUUAAGGAAUCUUAACUGAGCAUCUACUAAUUAUAAAAGUUUUAUAAUGGUUAAAAUAAUUAAUUAAACAGUUAAUUGUCUCGUGUAUUGCUCUUUCUUUACAUUUAUUGAGUACUUACGUAGUUUUCUUAACUCUACUCAGGACUUUUAUUGUACUUUUUAUUUUUACUUGGCAAUGUCUUACUUUCUUUCGUAUAUGUUAUAUAAUUAUAUAUAGAGGGAGAGAGUGUGUAUGUGUGCAUCUCAAAAAUUGUAUGCAAUUUUAAAUCAUAGUAACUGGAUACUUUUAUCAGCUAAUAAUUCAAAACUUAGCUUUUUAUAAUGAAUACAUUAUUGCCGUCGUUUCUCUCAUUUGACCCUUGGUCAACUUACUGAAGUUCAGUUCUACUUUGAUCAAGGAAAGCGUGUUUCAAAGCAUUGCUGGGAGACUGAGAAUGUUUGAGAGGUCCAAAAAGUUAGGAAAUUGAAUUUGGAACACAAUCACCAACAAAAGUAACACUAGCAAACAUUUGCAAUAAGUGAAGGCCACUGCCGAACAGUGAAAAUAUGUAAAAGGGUGAUGUGGGCAAAGAAACCCCUACAGAUUAAGAAAAUAUGAUGCAGACUUCUACCUCAAAUAAAUCCCUCAGAAAAUGAUUUCUUUCUAUUUAAAAGAUAGUUCUCAUCUAAUUUUAAAAGCUGAUAAAUGGAAACCAUGCAUACCAUUUAUGGCUAUUGCUGCUUAUGGCUUUUGAGACAGGUUUACCCAUCUAGGUUCAAUGGUGCAUACUUUCUGAAUGCAGGCACUUUAUUUUUCUUGGCAUUAAGUAAAUGUAACAGUGUAACAUACUUGAAUGCUCUGACUCAUUACUGAGAUUUGUAGAGAAGCCAAUGUAUAAGUAAUACAGUUGCGAUACUUAUUGGCCAGACCAAUGAAGUUACUGGUGAAAUUGUUACACACCUACUACUCUUGUUUAAGUCUUUGUAUCAUCAAACAAUGAUUAUUCACUAUGAACAUAUUUAAAUAACCCCUCAUUUUAGUUAUUUAUUUGACCUCUCAAGCGCUUGCCAUAUAAAAGGUUUUGACAUUUCUAUUUAUACUUAAUCUGAAUGCUUCUUUUGAAAGCUCUACUAUGGCUUAGUAAAGAAUGGAUAGCUGUAUUUAAGCCUUGCUAUUGUUUACUGUAGACAACAAACGAGAGAAAGACAAGGCCAACAAUGCAUGCACUGCAUUAUACUUCAAAAACAGUAUGGCAAAAAAGUAAUUAUAUGACAUUAACAGAUAACUUCUGUUCGAGAUUCACUACCAUGUGAAAAAAUUGGUCAGAACAAUAUUUAAGUAAAGAUUCUCUUCUUUGUUUCCCAACUGUAAAACUGCAGUGGGAUAUCUCACUAAAAUAAUUUUCCCAUAUUAAUAAACCAAUCAUCUUUCAGUAUUGAACAAUCUGUUGAUACCUACUUUGGAGGAUCGCAUUGCCAACGUUUAUCAGAAAGCUAAACCUACAGCUUUUCAGUAAAAAUCAACUGGUGUCUUAUAGUCAGCAGUGAAUAUUCUAUAGAUUCUAUUCUAGAUCAACCUUCUAGUUGGGUUUAAUGUACUAGUUACAGAAAUAAUAGAUUUGUUAUGUUUUAAUGUUGUAUAUAUUAUGUCAAGAUUUCUAGACAGUUCCAACUUGCCAUUAUCUUAAAGUUUUCAUCCUAUACUGAAAUAUUUAUACUGAUACAAAGAAUGUUUGCCAAUUUUAAAUAAGUAUGUUCUAGCUCUUGCACAAAAGUUGUUGUUUUUGUCUCUUAGAUUUUAGAUUUUUUAAAUCUCGAAUAGCACAUUGUUGUGUUUUAAUAUUAAUAUAAAUUUGAUAAAUCUGUACGGUAGAUUUAGAAAAUCAGUUUAAUUAAUUUUUCAAUAUCACCAAUUUACAUCAGUGUUGUAUUUUAUCAUAUUUUUAAAGCAAUUUAUUUAAUGUUCAUAACUGCAAGUCAAAAGUAUUUUGGUGGUUGUUGAAGAUUCUAAAUAUUUAUGUGUGAUUUCAUUGUUUUUCUGUAAAAAAUAUACAAGUACAUAAUAAAACUGCA